Daucus carota subsp. sativus is the source of this 1074-nucleotide messenger RNA. RefSeq lists its product as uncharacterized. NCBI's taxonomy places the organism in Eukaryota, Viridiplantae, Streptophyta, Magnoliopsida, Apiales, Apiaceae. The record is from RefSeq and is a predicted model, not a curated record. Bases 1 to 1074 code for a protein of 357 amino acids. The transcript has a single exon.
AUGGCAAUUCCAACACAGCGUGAUGAUGUUGCGGUGUCGAUUGCUAGUUAUGGAAAUACUUGUAUGGUGUAUCCUGAGCCGAUUGCAGGGAAGAGUAGUAAUUUCGAGCUCAAACAGAAUCUUCUAAUGAGAUUACCCGUCUUCCAUGAUCUUCCAACUGAAGAGCCAAACCAACACCUUUCGAAAUUUGUGACUAUUGUGGAAUGCAUGGGACCUGAUAUGGCGGAUCCUCAGAUUUUAAAGAUGAAGGCUUUUCCAUUUUCACUUGAUGGAGCAGCUUUGGAUUGGUUCGAAGAUUUGCCUAUGGGGUUCAUUACUUCUUGGGAAAAGCUAGUACGAGAAUUUUUGCAGAAGUUUUAUCCAGCAACUAGAGUGAUAAGCACGAGAAGUCAAAUAGCUGGAAUUCAACAAUAUGCAACUGAGACGUAUGUUGAGUAUUAUGCUAGAUUCCAAAAGUUACAGAAAAGAUGUCCUCAACAUGGUUUUUCAAAAGGGAGUCUAUUACACUUCUUCUAUCAGGGUCUGAAUGAGUAUGAAAGGAGAUUAUUGGAUUCUUCUGCUAGAGGUGCUUUUAUUGAUUUAUCUCAUGAUGCUGCUGAACAACUAAUAUCUAAAAGAGCCGCCAAUGAACUAGACUAUGGGAGUCCCGCAAGGUCGGAAUCAAUUUUAGGAGUUGAAUCUGAUCAAAGGUUGACAAAGAUUGAACAAAACUUGGAGAGGUUGAGUGCAUUAAUUCAAAUUGGAAGAACACCUCAAAUUCAAGUAUGUGAUUUCUGCGCAACUCCAGGACAUUCUACCGAUUCUUGCCCAUCUUUUGGUUAUGAAAAUCAGGAAGCAAAUCAUUUCUUAGAUAUAUAUAAUUCAAGGAUGGGAGAUCACAUAAGGAAUGAAGAUACGAAUGGUGCUCUAUAUGGAUUUCAGUUUCGGGACAAUUCUCCACAUUCAGGUUUUCAGCAAAGGGAACCACUCCAUCACAAUUUAACUAGUGGAAACAAUAUUGAAAUAUUAUUGACCAAAUUAGUUGAGGGACAGUUGGAGAUGCAAAAACGAAGUUCCAAAAACGAAGGGCCUUAA